Molecule: messenger RNA, 2451 nt
Organism: Psilocybe cubensis
Lineage: Eukaryota; Fungi; Basidiomycota; Agaricomycetes; Agaricales; Agrocybaceae
Exons: 7
Coding region: 1-2451 (816 amino acids)
Source: RefSeq, a predicted model, not a curated record
AUGACCAGCAAGAACGAACACGAUCUAGGUUCCUUGAAGAACUUGAACCCUUCUAACCCUAUCACCAACCAUAGUGCCAUGUCAAACUCAAAGUCGGGCGUCGUAAUACCAGACACUCCUCGUAGCCUUAGAUCAUUUGGAGGCGAUGCUGGAUUGGUGGAUCUACGCCCCACGAUUGCCAAAGAAAUGGACGGCGAAAUUGUGGAGUGCUCCGUUGAAGACUUCAUAACUACUUACCUUCCUUUCGCGCCAAAUGAAGAGCAGACCCAGCGUCUUGUGCAACAGCUUCUUCAGGAACAACCUCCAGCAGGAGGAAAGGUGGCAACUCGCAGUACUAAGGCUCCUAGGCCCUCGAUUUUAGUGGGCAACAAGGAUCAGUAUACCUUCCGUUCAUACCCUAAUGAGAAGGGAGAUGUCAAGCUAUCCUCACACGGCUCUGAGAAUGUAGCAUUCCGUGGAUGGUCAGCUAUUGCUGAGGCCAUCGCAGCCGCGGCGCCAGCCAUAGGACGCCAGGUCACCCAAUUCAAGUACCACGAUAUCCCGAACAAAAGGAUUGCUUCGGACAUCUUGGGUUCUAAUAACAGGAUUGAUGCAGGAUUCAUUCGUAAUUUUGCGGGUACCUCAUCUGAGCCCAGGACCACAGACAUAGCCGUCGUCGUAGAGUUCAAACUCGCCACCAAUUUGAAACAAGCUAAUGCUCGGCAGGCUGUUUCGGCAAACGUUCAAAUUAUGAACGACGAUGAACCGCAUCUCUUAAUCAAAGUGCUCGCCGCUUUCACCUUUGCCACCGAAGAACAACUUGGUUACGACCCUCUGAUUACUAGAGAGCAAGAUGGUCGUUAUACCUUCAACCUGCCUGAUCCUACCUCAUCUGGUCCUCUUCAACAGUUCAGAACUAUUGGAACCCUCUCCGAAUAUCGUACGAACAACAUCACCGGUCGCAUGGCUCGUGUAUACACAGUCAACAAACUGGACCCCGAAGGGAAACCUGUCGGAGAACCUCUCGUUCUCAAGGACGUUUGGCUGGAUGAAUCAGCCCAAACUGAGUGGGAAAUUCAAAAAGAAAUAUUCAAAGAUAUCGAAAAAUUUUGGGCCAGCUCGACGGAUAUACAGGGGAUGAAAGAACUUCACGACACCCACAAGCGUCUUGUUACCAGCGGAGAAUACAAGAAAUACUUUCUCGAAAUUGUCCUCGAUCAUGUUGGUACCGUCACUACGAGCCGUCCGGCAGCAUCAACCCCUAAACCAGGGCUACUCUUCAGCUCCACAAUGAAAACGCAUAAUCCGAACAUUUCCAGCACCAACAACGUUACGCCUCAGGGUACCGGCACCAGCUCUACCAGCGUUUUUUCCGGGACGCGAAAUACAAACGCUGGAACUCAUCCCAUAGAAUUUGACAAUGUCACUCCAGUUCCCGUUGCGGAGCGCCCUUUCAAGCCUAAAAAGCGUUAUCAAGUGGUGUUCAAAGAUGUUUGCCUAACCGUGGGGCAACUUACAACCCUUGGUGAAGUUGUGCGUGUGCUGCGCCAGACCCUCAUUCCUCUUCAUCUGCUGCUAUGUGCCGGAUGGGUACACCGCGACAUCAGUUCGGGAAACAUUAUGGCACAUAGGGCGGAUUUAAAGGCUGCCAAACAGCCCUGGCAGGCCAAACUGGCCGAUCUCGAAUACGCGAAGAAGUUUCCUUCGCUAAACGAUCGUGAAGCUGGUGAUCCAAAGACGGGGACCCCAUAUUUUAUGCCACUUGAAAUUAUGCUCAAGCACUACCUUUUCGAUCCGAGGACACAGGAACAUAGGGAUGCUGUGGCAAGGGGAGACAAGCCUAAACCAUCCAAAGACAAGGUUCGAGACAAGAAAAAGCAGAAGGGGGACGUUUCUUCACAGCCGGAUCCAACCAGACAUGUAAUUCACAAUUUCCAACACGAUCUCGAGUCUCUUUGGUGGAUUCUCCUUUGGACUGUUACUUGCCGCAUCGAUUCUGAAGCUGCUUUCGCUUAUGGGAGGCCAAUCUUUGUUAAUCAAAUCAUUCCAACCCACGAACGACGAAAAUGCUUCAAAGCCAAAAGUAUUGUGAAGGAGCUAGAGCGGUUCUUGCCACUACCCAAAACAGAGGACGACGACACCCUCGCAGAGAUGAUCGACAAUCUCAGAGACUUCAUGAAUGACGCAUACGUUGCACGCAUCUCCGAAGGCAAUGAAGACAAACCCGAGCAUUACGUUGAAAUAUUCGACAACUUCACCUUUUGCUUCAAUGUCAUAGAGAACACUGCGUCUGAUUGGGCCGAUAUACCUUUGAUUGUACGUACAGCGACCCAAGCUCAACCAGAAUCCGUGGUUCCGGGACGACGCAAACGCACACGCGAGGAAGAAAGCAUCGAUGCGCGUCAGGUUGACGGGGAUGAGAGAUCUGAGGCAAAGCUGCCAAAAACGGAGGAAUCUGAUGAAGAAGAAUAA